AUGAAGUUCUCUACUGCCUCUAUCUUAGCCAUUGCCGCUUCCGUCGCUUCUGCUGGUACCGUUGUCUCUGACGGUGUCACAUACGUUGACAUCACUACAACCCCAGUUGUUACCACUUCUGCAGUUUCUACUGUAAAGACCACUUCCACUCCAUACACCACUACCACUGUUUCUACCAAGCCAGCUUCUGUUUCUAGUUCUGCUAACUCUGCUAGUGCUGCCAAGGGUAACGCCGCUGUCAUCUCUCAAAUUGGUGACGGUCAAAUCCAAGCUACCACAGCAACCCCAGCCAAGCCAAGCUCUGCUGCUCCAGCUAAGCCAAGCUCUGCCGCCCCAGUCUCCCCAGCCUCAUCAUCCAAGGCUUCUCCAUCCUCUGUUGCUCCAGCUAGUCCUUCUAUUGAACAACAAAAGUCUUCUACACUAUCUACAUCUGCUGUUAAGACAAACCCAGCUGUUGUUUCUCAAAUCCACGAUGGUCAAAUUCAAGCUUCCACUCUACAGCAACAACUAACUAACGCCGCUGGUAAGAACUCUGCUACUUUCGGUGCUGCCCUUCUAGCUGCUGUUGCCAUGCUUCUUUAA
Molecule: messenger RNA, 582 nt
Organism: Nakaseomyces glabratus
Lineage: Eukaryota; Fungi; Ascomycota; Saccharomycetes; Saccharomycetales; Saccharomycetaceae
Gene: TOS6
Product: Tos6p
Cellular component (GO): cell wall
Molecular function (GO): structural constituent of cell wall
Source: RefSeq, a predicted model, not a curated record